AUGACCAGUAACAACAUCAACAGCGAGGAAAACACGGAGACGGCCAAUCUCAAACUCCCCUUGGCUACGAACAGGUCGGAACAUGGUACACAGGAAGCAGAGUGGGCCGCAGACGGUGUUGGCAACCAGUUCUUCACCGGUCGUAUUACCGAGAACCACUGGGUAGGCCUCGACCUCGACGCCUCCCUGAUACAGACAUCCCCGGACAUGCGGGAACAGGUUCCGCAACAACAUCAGCAAGACCAGGAUCAGCAAAUGGCGGAGCCGCCCAUCGGAUAUGAUGAACCCGAAUGCAGUUGCAGUCCGGAAGCGGUUCCAGAACUUGCACGCACAUCCCCCCUUUUCAAUCGUGGAAAGAACCAGCGCCUCUCCCUUGACAUAGAGCUAUCUCAGAUCAAGAGGGCCAUCAUCGGCUGUGAAGCCUCGGUUAACUGUCAAUCGCACGCUGCUGACCCCAACAUGGCCAUGUUGAUGGGUGUCAUGAUCGGCGGCAUUAUCGACGGCUUUGAGAAGCUUCUCGCCAACGACGACCCGCCUGCUGCCGAUGACCGCGACCUUCAAAGUACCUCCUGUACGCCUGUGGCCGCACAGUCAGCUGAUGGUCAUAUUCAGGUAGCGGCAGGGAACAGCGGAAAGUCCAAGAGCGCCGAUCAAGACAGCACCAUGGCCGAGCCGCGCCUGACCUGGGGUGUACUGCAGCUUGAGGACGAUUAUGAGGCGGACCUACGGCUCCGGCUGUGUGAUUUGUACUUUCGCCGCCUCGAGGUACUGCUCAAGCACUUUAGCCAGUCGGUGCGGUUCUUCCGAGACGGGCAGGAUGACCAGGCAGCAAGUGUACGCAGCUCGGCCGCCCAGGUCAUGGCGUGCGACUACAUGCGCAUCUGGUUGGAACAGAAGGCCGAGACUGUGAGACUGUGUCUGUCGAAGCGUCACGCAGUGUAG
Messenger RNA from Clonostachys solani, 942 nucleotides. NCBI's taxonomy places the organism in Eukaryota, Fungi, Ascomycota, Sordariomycetes, Hypocreales, Bionectriaceae. The record is from the annotation of a GenBank genome assembly.